CCGAGGCGAGGCAGUGAAAGGAAGUGCGCGUCUUCCCCUGUAAAUUACUUCAUUUCACACUUGAGGACCAGCCAGAAGACGGACGUUCCCGGUUUGUCCUUCUGAGCUGUUUUAAGAAGACAAGCUGAAAGUUUAAUUCCCCACCGCCGUCCAUCAAAUGACCAAGACUCGGAUCGCGGAAUCGAUGAUGGAACCCCGGACAGCAGCCUGGCUUUUGGUGACAAUCUACAUGAUGAGCCUUUUGCCCCAAGGCCUGCUGGGUAACGACGCCACGCCGAGGGUCCGAAGGGUCAAACGAGGCUGGGUGUGGAACCAGUUUUUCGUCCUGGAAGAGUACACCGGGAUGGACCCGCUUUAUAUCGGAAAGCUCCACUCAGACAUGGACAAAGGCGACGGUUCCAUCAAGUACAUCCUAACAGGCGAAGGUGCCGGGUCCACCUUCACCAUUGACGACAGCACCGGCGACAUCCACGCCAUUCAGAGGUUAGACCGCGAGGUCAAGGCCCAGUAUGUGCUGCGAGCGCAAGCCCGAAACCGCCUCACCGAUCGACCGCUCGAACCUGAAUCCGAGUUCAUCGUCAAAAUUCAAGACAUUAACGACAACGAGCCCAAGUUCCUGGACGGACCCUACCGGGCUUCAGUGCCGGAGAUGUCCAAAAUAGGAACACCGGUGAUCCAGCUAACCGCUACUGAUGCUGACGACCCAACGUACGGCAACAGCGCCCGUGUCGUCUACAGCAUCCUGGAGGGUCAGCCUUACUUCUCGGUGGACGCCAAGACAGGUGUUGUGCGGGUAUCAUUGGCCGACAUGGAUCGAGAGACCAGAGAGAACUACACGGUGGUCAUCCAGGCGAAAGACAUGGGUGGUCAGUUGGGCGGCCUGGCAGGAACCACCCGCGUCGACAUUUCGCUCAGUGACGUGAAUGACAAUCCGCCCGUUUUUGAUCAAAGGUUGUAUCAGAUGAGCGUCCCUGAGUCAGCCUCAAUCAAUUCCGAGGUGGGCCGAAUCAGAGCAAAUGACCGUGAUGUGGGAGUCAACGCCGACAUGACGUACAGCGUCAUCGACGGCGACGGAAGAGAUGUCUUCGGGAUUGUCACCGACCCUAGCGACAGACACGCCAUCAUCACCAUCAAGAAGCCGUUGGACUUCGAGACGAAGCGCAGUUACACGCUGAAAGUGGAGGGCGCCAACACGGGGGCUUCGACCUUCCGCGACGUGACCAUCGUGCACGUGAGCGUGGACGACGUGGACGAGCCGCCCGCCUUCGACGCGCCCGCUUACCUGCUGGACGUGGCUGAGGACGCCGACGUGGGCGCGUUGGUUGGGACGGUUGCCGCCAGGGACCCGGACGCCGACAACAACACCGUCAGGUACUCUUUGGACCGCACAAGUGAUCCCGACAAGUUCUUCUAUGUUGACAUCACUUCGGGGGCUUUAAUGACGUUGCGACUUCUGGACCGCGAGCAGCUGGGUUGGCACAAUAUCAGCGUGCUUGCCAUGGAAAUGAAUAAUCCAUCUCAACUAUCCAGCGUGGCCGUUUCUAUCCGCGUGCAGGACGUCAACGACAACGCGCCCACGCUAGGUGACUUCCUAGAGGCUUAUGUAUGUGACGGAGCCAAGGCCGGACAGUUGAUCCAGGCGGUGACGGCCGUGGACCCGGACCAACCCGCCGGCGGACAUCGCUUUUCCUACGCCUUGGCGCCACACGCCGCUAACAACCCCAAUUUUACCCUACGAGACAACCAAGAUAACACUGCAUGGGUGCUAACGCGUCGCGGCGGCUGGUCCCAGAGGCAGCAAAGUGUCUUCUACCUUCCCAUCACAGUGACGGACGGUGACGCCCCCGCAAAGUCCAGCACAUCCACGCUGAGCGUUCGCGUGUGCGCUUGCGACCGCGACGGCAGCGUGGUGACCUGCGACGCCGAAGCUUACAGCCUGCCCGCCGGCCUCGGAAGGGCGGCGCUCAUCGCUAUCUUGGGCGCCAUCCUCGUGCUCCUGGUGAUGAUCCUGCUCAUGCUAUCCCUACGCACGCACCGCAAGAAGCCGUACCUCGGCGACCAGGAAGAGAACGUUCACGAAAACAUCGUCCGCUACGACGACGAAGGCGGCGGCGAGGAGGACACGGAGGCCUUUGACAUCGCCGCCAUGUGGAACCCGCAAGUGGUGCGUCCCCACCCGGGCGAGACGCGACAAGACAUGCUCCCGGAGAUCAGGAGUUUGUCCCGCUACGUCCCGAUGGCGAGCACCAGCGUGGGCGGCGUUCACGGCUACGUGCUGUCUAAGCUACUGGAGGCCGACGCCGACCCUUGCGCGCCGCCCUACGACUCCCUGCAGACGUACGCCUACGAGGGCGAGGGAUCGAUAGCCGAGUCGCUGAGCUCGCUACAGUCGGGCGCGUCGGGCGGGGACCACGAGUACGACUACCUCAACGAGUGGGGACCGCGCUUCAAGAAGCUAGCCGAGAUGUACGGAGUGCUGGAUGCUAACAAUCCUCCAGUGUGGUAGCAUCGGCAAACAGCCCGAGAAUAACACAAAAGCGCUGAAAGCACUGAAUCUGAAACCUUUUGGUGGACUGUGGCAACAAACAUCGGAUUCUAAAGCACACGUGAAGAAAAUAGGUGCCAACUCAUCAGGUCUGGAGCGCUAACAUAUUUGACGACGUCACAAAUUGGCGCGUGGACGGAGAUUUCAGUUUGGAAUGAACGCAAAAGAACAGAGACGGACAAGACGUCAAAGCAGUGCAUUGACGGAGAUUUCAGGAAUUAUAGAAAUGAACAGAAACGGACGAUAAGCAAGUAGUGUUGUACCGAUACCAUGUGUUGGCUUUUGAUAGCGAUUCCUACACCCAGCUGUGUGGUAUCGGCCGAUGCAGUUACUAUACCGAUACAUUUCUUUUAAUGCUAAAUUACUGUAAGUAAUUGCUAUCAUAGCCUGGUCAGACAACUCAUAACUCCAACCGUUGAUGGCGCAUGCACUGACCUUAAAAUAAAGUCUUAACUAGCUUAUUUUUAAGCCAAUUUUGAAAAAAUCCUUUAAUCAACGACAAAGUAUCUUCUAGUCACUCAGGCGCUAGACGUCCAAUCCAUCUGAAGUGGGAAGGUUGGCGUAUGUUAGUGCCAUAUCGGUUCAGAUACCGAUGCUAGCAUCAUUUUCGGUGCAACACUAUUCGCAUAUCAAGCUAACUUGAAAGCACACGUUAACAAAACAGCGCCAAAAAGGACGCUAACGCUGUCGCGUCGUGUCCGGAACUCAACUUUACAUCUAUUUAUGUCAGAGUUAAAUUAUUCGCGCUCGCUCAAACGAGAUGUUCGGACGAGCCUUUCAUUCGGGACACCGUCGUGCCAGCAGAGUUCGACGGAAAGACUCCUUAAUCUGCAUUAAGUGCCAAAUGUAUAUGUAUAAAAAAACAGGAUUUCCAACAAAAGAGCACCAAGAGGAAGCAGCAAAAUGGUACUUUUUGAUCUUUUUACUUGAACAUAUGUGGGCGCUCAUGCUACGCUAACGUAGUGUGUGAAUGUCAGUACUUUUUUUGUAUUCUUGCUAAUAAAACACUAGAAAGCUAGUUUGGUGUCCUGAUUAUGUUCUGGAAUUGUAGUCCAUUGAUGAGAGACGUCCAUUCAAGAGGCGAUUGAAAACUAAAAAUUCUUUCGUUUUCUACAAGUUGCAAUAUUAUUUAUUAUCACAGCAGAAGGUUCAUUGGAUGCCACACGACUGGACGUUUAUCUUUGUCAAACGGUGGAGGUUGGUGAUACACAAAACGCAUCAAUGAACAUAUACACUCCUGGCCAAAAGUUUCGGCACCCCAGCACUUC
Messenger RNA from Corythoichthys intestinalis (scribbled pipefish), 3813 nucleotides. RefSeq names its product cadherin-20-like. Gene Ontology annotation, molecular function: cadherin binding; calcium ion binding. Gene Ontology annotation, cellular component: plasma membrane; catenin complex; adherens junction. The record is from RefSeq and is a predicted model, not a curated record. The transcript is spliced from 12 exons. Lineage: Eukaryota; Metazoa; Chordata; Actinopteri; Syngnathiformes; Syngnathidae. Gene Ontology annotation, biological process: calcium-dependent cell-cell adhesion; adherens junction organization; cell-cell adhesion mediated by cadherin. The coding region runs from base 158 to 2506 and encodes 782 amino acids.